AUGUGCAAAUACUACGCCCACGCCUUCAGCUGCAAGCACUCCUCCCUAACCUUUGCUCGCUUCUGCAACCCGGCCUCCUUCACGCAGACGCCCUGCGGCCAGCAGACCAUCUGGCACACGAUCGGCCUCGAGGAGGCGUGCGAAGAGUGCCAGGUCUGGUUCCCAGACAAGUACUGCAGCGGGGGUCCCGUCGCGGCGGCGCCUCCCCCCGUCAUCGCGCCCGUCGUCGCGCAGCAUCACCAUCACAGCAGCAGGCGCGUGGUGGGAGGUGUCAAGCCCAAUAGGAGGAGGUCGAGGUCCUGA
Molecule: messenger RNA, 303 nt
Organism: Truncatella angustata
Lineage: Eukaryota; Fungi; Ascomycota; Sordariomycetes; Amphisphaeriales; Sporocadaceae
Exons: 1
Coding region: 1-303 (100 amino acids)
Source: RefSeq, a predicted model, not a curated record